Messenger RNA from Paramecium octaurelia, 864 nucleotides. The record is from the annotation of a GenBank genome assembly. Lineage: Eukaryota; Ciliophora; Oligohymenophorea; Peniculida; Parameciidae.
AUGAAUUCUUAACUUCCAGUAAACAGCUUUGAUUUUAGAAGUAAAAGUUUCCAUAACAGAAACACUUUCUCCUUUUUUGAACAUCCUACUCGUAGAAAAUCCUGCUAUUGCAAUCACUGUGGCAAAAGAAGUCACUUCUAGUAACAACAUGCUAAUUUACCGACACAAAAAGAAAUUGAUUAUCAGAUUUAAGUAGACAAUCUGAGGAAACAAAGUUUAUGUGAUGAGAUUAGGACUGAAAUCCCCAGUGAAUUGAGUCUUAUGGAAAGUGAAAAUGGAAGACUUUUUAGAAACUCAAAUCGAUCGAUUUCCAUUGUCAACCAACAUAUUAAAAGAUCCAUGAACUUCGAUCAAUACAGUCUUGAAACCAACACUAAAUUAAAGAGAAGAAGCUGUGAAUGUUCAGAAUGUGGGAAUCCCACAUCCUUUUAAAGAAAACAUGAAGACUUAUCUCUACCUAAAAGAGAUAAAAAAAUGAAGCAAUUCUUAAUCAGGAAGCAUCGCAACUUGACCAAAAUUACAUCCAAAUAGUUCCAAUUAAGUUCAAAAAAAAUAAUAGUAUAAAAAUCAAUCAUUUCUUCUCCUCAAAGCCAGAAAUCAUUCUAAAUUAAAUAAUUUGAAUAAAUCAGAAGAACCCAAGAUAUAAACAAACUAGUACACAAUCGAAUAUCAACAAGAGACUUGGAAUAACCAAAACAAGUUUAGAGUAAAUAUUCUAUAAUUAAUUCUUGCAAACAAUUGGACUCUCCCCAAUUCUCUCAGAGCAAGUCCCAGAGACAAAUAUUGCAUAAACCAACCAUGUCCUUCAGCACCAUUUCUACUUCCAAGUGGAAGUCCUAUAAAAAUACCAAAGAUUUCCAAUGA